AUGUCAACCCGUCGCCAGCAUGCGAAGUCACGCAAAGGGUGUAUAACAUGCAAGGCUCGUCAUGUCAGGUGUGAUGAGACCGGUCCUCCUUGUGGGCGUUGUAAAAUCCGCGGAGAUAUCUGCGAGUAUGCUGGCCCGCGAUCAACUGAGGACGCUGCCGCUUCAACCUCUGUGAGCCAGGAACCAGUGGCGUCUAUCUCAGCGAGACCUCGCGAGGUAAUUUUCCCGGCCAGCAGGCAUCUACUAGAGUUGCAGCUCAUGCACCGAUGGACUGCCUCAACAUACAAAUGCUGCUGCAUGAUCGGCUCUGAGGACGAUGAGGUCUGGCAGUCCUGGGUGCCACAACUCGCCAUGAAGCAUGAUUACCACUUAUACGGGCUCUUGUCUCUCACCGCAUUCGAAAUUGCGAGAUUGGCGCAGACGCCAAAUCGCCAGCAAUAUAUUGAAUCGGCGACUGAAUAUCACGGACUCGCGCUGAGCAGCUUCCGUGUUCAAAUAUCCUCUUCUGUCAUCGACGACGACAACAUCGACGCUGUGGUUUGCAUGUCACUAAUGCUUUUAGUUCUAGCAUUCGCGUCAGCACAAACCAGAUGA
Messenger RNA from Pseudogymnoascus destructans, 594 nucleotides. RefSeq lists its product as uncharacterized. The coding region runs from base 1 to 594 and encodes 197 amino acids. Gene Ontology annotation, molecular function: DNA-binding transcription activator activity, RNA polymerase II-specific; zinc ion binding. The transcript has a single exon. Lineage: Eukaryota; Fungi; Ascomycota; Leotiomycetes; Thelebolales; Thelebolaceae. The record is from RefSeq and is a predicted model, not a curated record. Gene Ontology annotation, biological process: regulation of transcription by RNA polymerase II.